Molecule: messenger RNA, 1238 nt
Organism: Aegilops tauschii subsp. strangulata
Lineage: Eukaryota; Viridiplantae; Streptophyta; Magnoliopsida; Poales; Poaceae
Product: defective in cullin neddylation protein AAR3
Biological process (GO): protein neddylation
Cellular component (GO): ubiquitin ligase complex
Molecular function (GO): cullin family protein binding; ubiquitin conjugating enzyme binding; ubiquitin-like protein binding
Source: RefSeq, a predicted model, not a curated record
CCCCCCCCCCCCCCCCCCCCCCCCCCCCCCUCCUCUUGCAGCUCUGCUUGCUCGCGUCGUGCUGCAAUUGAGAUCGACUCGUCGGUGGCCGACCCCUCGGCGGCGAGCACCGGGGUUAGGGUUUAGGGGCCUGGAUCCAUGGCUCGGCCCAUGGGAUCCAGCGGCUUCGAGGCUGCCCUAGCCGUGUGCCCCGCCGCCGCCCAGGCCUACUCCAAGUACUGCGGUAUUGUAUCUGGAUGCACAAAUGCGAACCCAAGGGAAGGGUUGGCGGAUCUUUCACGAACUAUAGAUAAUAUGGAAGGAAUGAGGGAUGGAAUAUUUGGUGAUAUUCACAAGCUCAUGUCAGUUCUUGAGUUCGAUGAUGUGAGCCAAUUCAAUUCCUUCUAUGAUUUUGUCUUCUUCAUUUCUCGUGAAAAUGGCCAAAAGAAUAUUACUGUUCAGAAGGCUCUUGCAGCAUGGAGGAUAGUUCUUGUUGGAAGGUUCCGAUUGCUUGACCGGUGGUGUAACUUUGUUGAGAAGUACCAACGUCACAACAUUUCUGAGGACGCCUGGCAGCAGCUACUAGCUUUCAGCAGGUGUGUAAACGAGGAUCUGGAAGGUUAUGAUCCAAAAGGUGCUUGGCCUGUCAUAAUUGAUGAUUUUGUGGAGCACAUGCACAGAAUCUACCGCCCUAGUGACUGCUCCAGUGCAAUGGAAUCACAAUGCAGCAUUUCCAAUACAUUUAGAGGUCUAAAUCUAUUACCUGGAUCAAAGAGGAAAUGCCCUACUCAGUUUAACUCCAGUGAAGAGAGCGUAGAGCUCUCAGAAGCUCUUAGACACUCUGUCCAACUUACCCCGUCGAAGCGACUUAAGGAAAGUUCUGCGCCUACUAGAUAUGGUGUUUGGGAGCGAGACGCAAGUACCCCUUUCUUUAACAGCACACCAGAUUGUCGCGAGGACAUGAAUUUACAGAACUCAAGAGGCUGCCUUCAGAACUCACCUCGUGUUAUUGAGGAUGGUUUUUCAAAAGGGUUCGAAGGUUGCAUUUCAAUGAAAUGCUCAUUUUAGUGCAAUGAGGAAUGCAUGGCAUCAUCAUUUAUGACUGCCCGUUACUCCAUAUAUUUCUGUUUUGCGUCAACACCAUUUUGUAUUUGUACUUAAAGUCAGUUUCCCAGUGGUGAUAUUAUUUUGUACACAAACAGUGAUGUUAUACAUGUCUGCUAUCGCAGAGAAAACGGCUUGUGAUUGUUCUUUCCUAA